AUGACUGAGGGUAUAAGUGCGAUACCAAUGGAAGAAUCAUCUGGCAUAAAGCUUGAUCCAAUAGAAGAACAAAUUUUAAUGGAUCAAAUCAGUUUUACCGAAGGAAAAGAAUCAUAUACUACUUUAUAUCGAUUCGCUACCAAAUUUGACUGGAUAAUAAUGUUUAUUGGAUUAGUAUUUUCAGCGGCUGCAGGUGCUACCUCGCCUGUAUUAACAGUCCUUUACGGAAUAAUAGUCGAUUAUUAUACCGAGUUUCAAACUCAUACGAUAAGUACCAAUGAGUUUUCCAAAGAAAUAAAUUACUUUACGUUAGUUUCUGUAUAUUUCGGAAUUGCCAUGUUUAUUGCUACGUACAUAUCCGUGGCUGCCUGGGUAUAUACUGGUGAAAGAAUCGCACGACAAAUCCGUGAACGAUAUUUUCGCGCAAUUCUUAGACAAAAUAUGGCUUAUUUUGACAAAUAUGGCACAGGAGAAGUUACUACUCGUAUCACAUCUGAUAUACAUUUGAUACAAGAUGGUAUCAGCGAAAAAGUCACUCUCGCUUUUCAAAAUAUUGUACAAUUUAUUGCAUCACUCAUUAUUGCGCUUACUAUAAGUUGGAAAAUGACUCUCGUGAUUGGCUACUUAAUCCCUUUUCUUACUAUCAAUAGUUGUUUAAUGAAUAAAUUUGGCACUAGUUUUACGAAAAGAAGUUUGGAUUUUUAUUCUCAGGCAGGAAUAAUCGCUGAAGAAGCCAUUUCAACCAUUAGAACUGCUGUGGCAUUUGGUACUCAAAAUGAACUCUCUAAGCUUUAUGAUGCUUACUUAAUUGGUGCGAGAAAAGAAGGGUUUAAAAAAUCUUUGUUUAAUGGUUUUGCUAUUGGCAUCAUGCACUUUGGCAUCGUUGCAACUCAUGGUUUAGCAUUCUGGUUUGCUUCCACAUUGAUUAUUAAUCAAGAAUUAUCUUCUGGACAAGUCAUCAAUUUAUUCUUAACGUUUUUAUAUGGCACUUUUUGCCUUACUUAUUUUUUUGUCGACAUUCAAGCUCUUAGUCUUGCUGCUGGUGCUGGUUUAAAAAUAUUUGGAACUAUUGAUCGUGUUCCCUCGAUUGACAUUGCUUCUGAUACCGGAGAUAAGCCUGAAAAUGUUGUGGGUUACAUUCAAUUUAAAAAUAUAAAUUUCGUUUAUCCGACUCGCCCUGAUGUUAAAACAUUGAAUGAUAUAUCAUUUGAUGUUGAACCUGGUUCUAUUGUUGCUUUUGUUGGUUCUUCGGGUUCUGGUAAAAGUACAAUUAUAUCUCUCAUACUUCGCUUCUAUGAUCCUAUCUUUGGUGGUGUAUUUCUUGACGGACGUGAUAUCAAAUCUCUUAAUUUAACUUGGCUUAGAAGACAAAUAAGUCUUGUAAAUCAAGAGCCUGUACUUUUUAAUACUACUAUAGCUGAAAAUGUAUCUUAUGGAUUGGUCAGUUCCAUUUAUGAAAAUUUAUCCGAUAAUGCAAAACGUGAAAUGAUUGAAAAUGCCUGUAAGAUGGCCAAUGCUCACGAUUUUAUUAUAAAUCUUCCUGAUAAAUAUGAAACUGUGGUUGGUGAACGUGGAAUUUUAUUAUCUGGUGGUCAAAAACAACGUAUAGCUAUUGCUCGUGCUAUUAUUAAAGCUCCAAAAAUUUUGUUACUCGAUGAAGCUACUAGUGCUCUUGAUUCACAAAGCGAAGGUAUCGUCCAAAACGCGUUAAGUAAAACCUCAAAGAGUCGUACGACGAUAAUUAUUGCCCAUCGUUUAUCCACUAUUCGGAAUGCGACAAAGAUUAUUGUGAUGAAUAAGGGUGUUGUUGUAGAAUCGGGUACACACAAAGAGCUCAUAUACAAAAAAGGUUUUUAUUCUAAACUUGUUGAACUUCAACAGAUUCAACAGUCUUUAGAAGCUGAAGAAAACCUUAAUAGAUUGAAUUCAUUUAUAACUCCAAUAAAAAAUGAUAUUACUGAAUCAUUCACUAUCAAGGAUGAAGAUCACCAAAUUAUUCAUGUGUUGCCUUUAUUGUCUUCUCAUUUUAAUCGAAAAUCUGAUGUUGAAACUGGAUUAGAUCAUGAUCAUUUUACUGCUUGGGAAUUAAUCAAGAAGGUAACAUUCAUCAAUAAACCUGAAAUUCUUACGCUUUCCAUAGGUAUAGUAGCAUCAAUAAUUUGUGGUUGCAUUUACACGGUUUCUGCUGUUAUAAUUGCCAAUAUUAUUCAAACAUUCUCAGAAACUGGAAAUACUUUACGUCAUGAUGCAACUUUCUGGUCUCUUAUGUUUCUUAUACUCUCUGUGAUAAACUUUUUUGCGUAUUUUACCCAAAAUGUUGCUCUCGGAUUUUCGAAUGAAAAGCUUACCGAACGCAUUCGAUCUAUGUCUUUUGCUUCUAUUUUACGACAAGAUAUUUCCUUCUUUGAUAAAGAAAAUCAUGGUGUAGGUACUUUGACUAGUCAUUUAUCAUUAGAUGUAACUCAUAUUAAUGGUUUGGCUGGUAUUAAACUUGGAAAUAUAUUACAAGUACUAGCUUUGAUUUUUGUUUCUGUCACAGUGGCUCUUAUAGUUGGUUGGAAACUCACUUUGGUCUGUUUAUGUUGUGCCCCUUUAAUGAUUGGUGCUGGCUCAAUACAUGUAACAAUGAUAAGUGGUUUCCAUCAAAAAACUAAGAAGGCUUAUGAAUAUUCUGCACAAAUAGUUUGUGAAGGUGUUGACAAUAUUCGAACGGUUGCUGCUCUUACCCUUGAAAAUGAUUUAUGGAAAAUAUAUCAUAACUUAUUAGAUGAACCCAUGCGCCAAGGUGUUAAAAAUGCUUUAUUGGGAUCCAUUACCUUUGCUUUCUCAAAUAGUAUGUAUCUUUUUGUAGAUUCUUUAACAUUUUGGUAUGGUAGUAAAUUGUUUAUGAACGAUGAAUAUGAUCUCCUAAAAAUGUUUACGGUUCAUAACACCAUUAUAAUGGGAUCAUCAUUUGCUGGUCGUACCCUUGCUUAUGCUCCAGAUAUGGCCAAAGCAAAAUUUGCAUCUGCCACCAUAAUAUCAUUAUUAGAACGUGUUCCUAUAAUUGAUACAUGGUGUCAAAGUGGUGAAAAGUUUAAAACUGUCCAAGGUCAUCUUAAAUUCUCUGAUGUCCAUUUCUAUUAUCCAUCUCGAUCUAGCGUCCCAGUUCUUAGAGGUUUAAAUUUAGAUGUUAAACCCGGUCAAUACGCGGCAUUAGUUGGUCCAUCAGGAUGUGGUAAAAGUACUAUAAUAAGUCUUAUUGAAAGAUUUUAUCAAGUGACAAGUGGUACAAUUACAAUUGAUGGAUUGGAUAUUGCUAAAAUGAAUGUAAACAAUCUUCGAGAACACAUUGCUCUUGUAAGUCAAGAACCAUCAUUGUAUGAUAUGACUAUAAAGGAAAAUCUUCUUCUCGGUUGCCGACCUGGACAAAAUAUUACUCAAAAUGAUAUAGAAAAGGCAUGUCUAGAAGCAAAUAUUCAUGAAUUUGUUGUUAGGUUACCUGAUGGUUAUGAUACAUGUAUUGGUAGAAAAGGAAUGCAACUUUCUGGCGGUCAAAAGCAACGAGUUGCUAUUGCCAGGGCACUUAUUCGAGACCCAAAAAUUUUAUUACUUGAUGAAGCAACUUCAGCCUUGGACUCAGAAUCAGAAAAGUUUGUACAAAAAGCUCUUGAUGUUGCUGCUCGUGGGAGAACAACCUUAGCAAUUGCACAUAGAUUAUCAACAAUUCAACAUGCUGACAUCAUAUUUGUUAUAAAAGAUGGUAAAGUUCAUGAACAAGGCACACAUCAAGAAUUAUUAAAACUACAGGGAAUUUAUUAUAUGAUGAUACAAGAACAACACUUGGGAGAAUUUAAUUCAUAG
Cetraspora pellucida is the source of this 3843-nucleotide messenger RNA. The record is from the annotation of a GenBank genome assembly. NCBI's taxonomy places the organism in Eukaryota, Fungi, Glomeromycota, Glomeromycetes, Diversisporales, Gigasporaceae.